AUGGCUCUGCGAAUCGUCGUUUCACCACAGGCAUUCAAGCACAGCAUCGGCGCACGCGAAGCCGCGUUGGCCAUUCAACGGGGUAUUCUCCAGGCCGCUCCCGACGCUGAAACCAUCCUGAUCCCGGUCGCCGACGGCGGCGACGGGACACUGGCGGCCCUCAUCGAUACUACCGGCGGCAGCUACCGUGAAGCCACGGUCACGGGCCCUCUGGGAGAGCCGCUCGCCGCCCGGUGGGGCGUGAUGGGCGACGGUGAAACCGCGGUCAUCGAGAUGGCCCUGGCGUCCGGUUUGGCCCUGAUUCCUGACGACCGCCGCGACCCGCUCCGAGCCACCACCCGGGGCACCGGGGAAUUGAUGCUCGCCGCCCUCGAUGACGGCUAUCGGCGUAUCAUCGUCGGCCUGGGCGGCAGCGCUACCAACGACGGCGGCGCCGGCAUGGCGUCGGCCCUGGGUGCCCGGUUCCUGGAUUCCCAAGACGGACAGUUGCCGGCCGGCGGAGCCGCUUUGGAAAACCUCACGAACGUCGACGCUUUAGCUUUGCAUCCGGCGUUGUCGGAAACCACCAUAGUCGGCGCGACGGAUGUGACCAACCCUCUUUGUGGUGAUACCGGCGCGUCCGCAAUCUUUGGUCCCCAGAAGGGCGCAACCCCCGAAAUGGUUUCCCAGUUGGAUCGCUGCCUGGCGAAUCUGGCCAGUGUGAUCCGUUCGGAUUUGGGCGUCGAUGUUCUCAACACGCCCGGUUCGGGGGCGGCCGGCGGCUUGGGCGCCGGUUUGAUCGCAUUUGCUGGCGCCGAACUGCGCUCCGGAAUCGACAUGGUCUGCGAUGUGCUCGACUUUGACCGAAACGUCCGGGGAGCCGAUCUCGUGAUCACCGGGGAAGGGCGUGCUGAUCGCUCAACGGCUUUUGACAAGGCUCCGGUCGGUAUCGCCCGCCGUGCCCGCCAGUUUGGUGUCCCCACCGUCCUGGUUGCCGGCAGUCUGGGCCCGGGCUACGAAACCCUCUAUCAGCACGGAAUCGACGCCAUCGUGCCUAUAGCGGAGGAGCCGGCGGAUCUCGCAUCCAGCCUCCGGCGCGGCUCCGAGCUCCUCGAGCGGGCUGCUGAACGGGCCGUUCGCCUUUACACCUUGGGACGCGCGGGAUGA
Molecule: messenger RNA, 1146 nt
Organism: Geodia barretti
Lineage: Eukaryota; Metazoa; Porifera; Demospongiae; Tetractinellida; Geodiidae
Source: the annotation of a GenBank genome assembly